CCGUCUGUCUCUAUAUAGAACUCUGUUUCCAUCAUCAGUGCUGUUCCGUUCCAUUCAAAAACUCUCGAAUACACGCACGUGAUUUCCCUAAGUGUGCGAUCUACCUGAAACAGCGCGUGUUGUCGACGGAAUUAGAAUUAAAACUCCAACUGCUUUUACCUGAUUCUACUAGUUCCGCGUAGUUUUUCGGUUCUUCCAAUUAAGCAGUCGCUGUUGAAAACUUUAAAGUAUUGGUAGCAUAAUGGUUUAGUGCCGUGUCCAAGUGUGAAGUAAUAUAACUUGUUGUUUGUAUAAACGAAAGGGAAGAUUAGGACGCUGCUUUCGAACGAACGAAUGAAACAGGUAGUGCGACAUCGAGUGGAUGGAUGUUUUUUGCCUGUGUGUGCGUGUGCAAACGUUGCGAGUAGUGUUGUAGGGUAGUGUUUGCCAAACGGAUGGACAGCGGCGUAGCAAAAGCAAAAGCGCAAGGCAUACCACGUCGCCGUGCAGCCAGCCACUCAGCCAGUAAAGCAAGAGUAGUCGAAACGGAAAGAGCGAGUUCGAUUCCGUGUGAACAUAUUCGUGAGGCGGUGUCGUAUCCGAGAAAAGAAUUCUUUGCAGCGAAAAAAGGUGCUUGAUUCGGUUGAUAAUUCGCGUCGGCUCGGCGGUUUCGUGCGUGCGUUUUAAAUGCUCUAGUUGAUGGAGUUUUUGGUGUGGUUCUCAAAGUGUACGUUAGUAGGCUUGCCGGAAGCAGAAAGAAGGCAAUAUUGAAGCAGGAAGAGUUUUGUGCCAAAUCCUCGUUUUUUCCCUGCUCGAAGCUGCCCGAUGCCGAGCUUUUUCAAAUUUCCAAAGCGUGAUGAUGCUCUCGCCGUACCGUACAUAUUCACAGAUGCUGAUUAACAGCUUCGUGGCCUUCGAUGGACUCAACUGAACGAUCGAAGAAGUGUGAACCUACCAACAUAUUAUACAUAAAAAGUGAUUGAAAAAGUAUUCUCAAUGCAGAUGAACGGUGCAGAUAAACCGAAGGCCGGUAUUAUGAAAUUUAACAACCGCAACAGUCCAGCAGAGAAAGGGAAGACACGAUCCGCCACCAUCAGUGCAUCAGUGAAGCAAGAGCCCGGCCAGCAGCUCCCGGAAGCCGGAUCGCCCCAGGAGCAGCAGCAGCAGCAGCAGAAGAAAACCCUGAUCGUCCAGCAAACGAAGCAAAUCAGUCUGAAAAACAAAAUUACGCCCCAGCAGCUGCUUCAGCUGCAACAGCAGCAGCAGCGGCAACCGCUGGCCAAGAGACCCCGCAUCGAGUCCGCUCCGACCGAGGAGACGACGGAACCGGAAGAGGAGGAGGAGGAGGAGCAGGAGGAACCAGAGCUCGACACAUCCGCCACCGAGUCGGAGACAGAAAUGGAUCAAACGGCGGACGACGAGAUGAUCGUGUCCCAUCCAGCUCAACGGUUAGACGCAUCGGUUCUGAAAGCCAAGGGAGCAACAACGACAGUAUUGGUUACGGAGGAAUCCGAUUCAGACGACAGGCUUGGACGGAAAAAAGUGAAACGAAAAAUGGUCGGCAAAGCGACCAACACAAACACAUCCACCAAGGUCAAAUUGCAGAUGGUGCACGAAUUCCCAACACUCUUUCUGGGACUCAGGCGCAACCGCAUAUUCCUGGUUAACUCGUUGGCCCAGAGCUUCGAGCUCAAUCAGCGCGAUAUCAUCCUGACACUGCGCAAAAUUAAGUUAAACGAACACAACGCUCGGCUGGCGAGCGUUUUCGGACUGACUGAUAGUGAGGUGGAAAUCCUGUUCCGUACAAGCGUGCCUAAAAUAGCAGACUGUUUGCGAAAUUUUAUCGUCUGGCCAGACGAUAUCACGAUGAAGCUGAACGUUCCGAUCAACCUGCGGCAACACUUCAACAAAAUCCAUCUCAUCCUCAACUAUUUAGUGGUGAAAGUGCGGCAAAACGCCGUCAAACAUCUUUCCCAGGCCCAAAACGAAACAUCAUACUGUGAGCUGGAUCAGUGUCACAAGCUUAAGUAUCUAAUCGCUUCCACACUGGACGGUUGCGUGUGUUUCGUGUCCCGAGGUUUCGGCAUUCAAACGGACGACGAAGCCGUACUGGCACAGUCCGGCUUUCUGACCAAGUUCAAAACUAACACGAAUUUGAUCGCCGGCAAAAACUUCCACAACUUCGAGGAUCGUCUUACCAAUGGGCACGAUCCAGAAAACAACAACGGCGCGGGAACGACGGCCGGUACCGGCGACGAUUCCGACUUGGAGCGAACGUUAACGACCAGCAACGAGGACGACAACUUCGAGGAGAUCGUAUCGGAGAAGAUCAGCAAGAGUCGAACGUUCAAGCUGAAAAGCUACAUCGAGAGUGUGCUGGAAAGCUUUCAGGGCCAUCUGAUCCUUUCGCCGACGGCAUGUGUGGACGGCAAAACGUUGGAACUGCUGGACGACGUCAUAGUGAUCGUCGGGGCGCUCAUUAACCUGCAGAAGCAGGAGGUGGAGUAAGGCGCGCCACGGUGAAUUCGUGUAAGUUUAAUAAAAAUGCCCCUUUGUUAGUAGGAAUCAUAUCGAAAUAGAGAGAGCGCGCUAGGAGGUCGGUCGGUCGGUCGGUCGGUGUUUCGCACGAUUGUGAAACCGAACAUGGUUUCUUUUCGCUUGAUUUUUUUACUAAACAUUAUCGAUAUGUAGGAAUUAUUUUAACUCUGUUGACGAUUUCCGUUUUCUUUCUAAAAGCCUGGUGGUCUCUCGUCAAGCUGAACUGAGAUGGGAGAGGCCAAGACCCGGUCAUGUAGGAGAAAAGGUAUCGCACCGGGGUCGCCCGGAGCGUGAUAGGUUUGAUACCCACGCACGCAUACACAAGCAAGCAACAAGCAUAAGAUUAAUAUACCUAAAGGUUAAAUACGCUAUCUCUCGUAUUGUAUAUAAUUUAUUACCGGCAUGUACGCCUAACUAAAGCUAUUCAUAACAAUAAAGUUUAUCUGUGGAAAAUUAUUACCUUCAAUCGAUUUUGACAGGAAGAGAGGAGAAAGCUUCCGAUUACGAUCCAUUUUGAGGAUAGUGGCCGAUAAGUGACACAAUACCGGGCAGGUGACAGCUUGGUCAGAGAUUCUGAACUCUAAGAAAUGCUGUCAAGGGUCAGUUUUCAGAGUGAUAUUUCUUUUCCGAGUGUUUUAGUAAAUCUUCGUUUCACUAUUCAUUUGUUCUGACAGAUAAGUAUUUUACUUCCGACUGUUGACUUCUGCGACACGCUCCUGACCCUUUAAUUAUAAAGUCAAACGCCAAUAACUGAAGAUUCGAUUACUUAGUAAAUAUUUCCUAGAGAUAUUAAUAGCUUAGUUUGAUUUCAGAAAUUUAAAAAGAAUAUGUUUCUAUCCAUCUCACUCUCUGACGGCUCAAACCUGUCCGAGGUUUCGCCAUUUUGAACAUCCAAUAAAAGAAAUAAGCAAGUCGCAGGGGGGGGGCAUUGAUGAUUCCGUUUCCCCUGCCACCUGCACUAUCCGGUAAUCCACUCAGUGUCGACAACGAUGGUUUGUACAAACUAACCAACAAGUUUUAAACACACAAGUAGACACCUACAACUAGUUAGUGAAGUUUGAUUUUCCAAACGAAACUGUUCGAAACGAGGAGUUAGUCUUAAUUGAGUUAACAUUUACGCGGAGUUGCACCCAUAUUGUCGCUUCAGUGCAAAAUUAUCAGUUACUAAAGCCUUCUUUUGGUUCGAUUGAACAAGAAACUCGUCAUCCAAAUGUAAGCUUCACCCGUGCACGACGCUGCGGUCUCUGAAUGUACCGCCUGAAGCACUAGGUUCAAUCAUCAUCGUAGACACACUACCUACUAUUAAGCCGUAGUAAUUACAAUGUGCAUUGAGACAGAGCUAAAUUCUACAGUUGAUAAAUAGUAUCACGACAGGCAUACAACUUGACACUUUGCUGCUGUUCAAUACAGUUUUGAGCAUUCAAUUUAAAAAUACGGAUAACAACUUAUGGAUAAGCAACUACCCUGCCCUGUUGUGACUGCAUUGAAAAGCUGAGACAAGCAUGAUCGAAGAUUAAAUGUAAUAUAACUUACUGCAACUGCACUACUAAUACGAUAGCAAAUAGGAUGUUCUUUAAAGUAAUAAAAGCAAAGAAGAAAGAAAAAAAAGCUAUGAUUCUUAUGAUUGCAAACUUGAAAAGAAAAACUGGUAAAACGGAGUUUUUAGGUAUAAAAUUGUCACUUUUAGAAUGUAUAAAUCGAGAUCGAAGAGAAAAACCGAACAAAGCCCUGAUAGAAAAGGCACACACAUUGUAAAUAGCAAAAAAAAAAAUCAGUUAGGGUAGAGUAAAAGGUAAUUCAUUGACCAUUUUUAUCAGUACGAUAACAGAAGUGUAAUAUUUCAAAAAUGAUUUGAAACAGUUUAGGAAUACAGAAAUAAAAAGCUGACAAAGCUUGUCUAGUACAGCAGAUAACAAAAAUUCGAUUACCGACGGUAACUGUAGGACAUUCGGCAUAAUAUGGCGCGUUUACGAACUUUAAAUUACACCUAAAACUAUCUAAAUGAAUAAAAAUAUUUACACGCAAGUACCCUUAAUACGGAGAGUUCUGGAUCCAUUAGCAAGAAAAUCAACAUGCUUUCGUGCAGAAGGUCAUUCACACUGUCACAGACUGUCGACGUAGGCAAAGCGUUAAA
This is a messenger RNA of Sabethes cyaneus, 4651 nucleotides long. RefSeq lists its product as uncharacterized. Bases 976 to 2487 code for a protein of 503 amino acids. The transcript has 3 exons. The record is from RefSeq and is a predicted model, not a curated record. Lineage: Eukaryota; Metazoa; Arthropoda; Insecta; Diptera; Culicidae.